UAUAUAAAGUUACAUAUGAAUACGAUUUGUUUUAGCUUACAGAUAAUAUUUUAAUCAUGAAUGGUAUAAUUCCUGAAAUGGAACAAAUUAUCAGUCAACUUGAAAGAGGGACUGUAGUAACAAAGUUUUUUUCAAGAAAGAGACCAGAGAAAAAGACUCUUAUGAUCAGAAGAGAAACAAGACAAAUUGUAUGGUCAAGGAGUGCAACAUUUAGGCCUUUUGAUGGUUCAGUUGAGAUAAGAGAGAUCAAAGAAAUAAAGGUAGGGAAGCAUUCUAAGGAUUUUGAGAAAUGGCCAGAAGAUGCAAAGAGGAUAGAAAACCUUAGGUGUUUUGUCGUAUAUUAUGGUUCUGAGUUUCGCCUUAAAACUCUUUCAAUUUCUGCUCUCAGUGAGAAAGAAUGUGAACUUUGGGUGAAAGGAUUACGUCGUUUGGUUCACGAUACUGUAAAGGCUCCUUAUCCUCUGCAAGUUGAAAGAUGGCUGAGGAAAGAAUUUUACGCAAUGGAGAAUUCAAGAGAAACAGUAACUUUAAAAGAUAUAAAAGCAUUUUUACCUAGAAUUAAUUGUAAAGUAGCAACCAAUAAACUUAGGGAAAUCUUUCAAGAAAUAGAUACAAGAAACAGAAAUGAACUCGGUUUCGACGAUUUUGUUGCGCUCUAUCACAAACUUAUGUUCGAUCAAAGUAAUCUCACAGAUUGGAAUAAAUUACUUACUUAUUCUAAAACUGGACAGAUUUUUACCGUACAAGAAUUUCAGAAGUUUUUAAUAACUGAACAACAAGAUUCCUUAGGCAAUAAUGAAGUUGAAGUAUCUUGCUUCAUUAGGGAUUAUUUGCAAGAUCCUCAAAGAGAUGUGCAAGAACCGCAUUUUACCUUUUCGGAAUUUAUCGACUUUUUAUUUUCGAAACAAAACUCUGUCUGGGAUUCCAAAUAUUCUCGAAUUUAUCAGGAUAUGACCAAACCGCUCGCGUAUUAUUGGAUAGCUUCAUCGCACAAUACGUAUCUAAUGGGAGAUCAGAUUAGCAGUGAAAGCAGUUGUCAAGCAUAUGUUCGCGCAUUGAGAACUGGAUGUAGAUGUAUAGAACUUGAUUGCUGGGAUGGACCAGACGGAAUGCCAUUUAUUUUCCAUGGGCACACCCUUACCACAAAGAUCAAGUUUCUGGACGUUAUUAAAACUAUUAAAGAACACGCUUUUGCCACAUCUGAUUACCCAGUUAUUUUAUCUAUUGAAGAUAAUUGUACGCUACCUCAGCAACGCAAAAUGGCUAUUACAAUGCAAGAAGUGUUUGGUGAUAUGCUGCUGGUCCAACCCGUAGAUAAAAAUGAAACUUGUUUACCCUCACCACAUGAACUCAGAAGAAAAAUUAUAUUAAAACAUAAGAAGUUACCCGAUGGCGUUGAUGAGUCGUCAUUUCUUAUUCGAAAUGAUGAAAAUCGACCUGAGAUGGAUCUUAGAAAUACGGUCAAAAAUGGCAUUCUCUAUCUUGAGGAUCCUGUUGAUAGAGAAUGGAAUCCACAUUUUUUUGUAUUAACGCAACAAAAGCUGUUCUACACAGAUACAUUCUCCAGAACUCAGGAAACUGAACAUGAUGACGACGAAGAAAGUAUAGUUCGUCGGCCGACUGAUGGUAUACCAAAUGAUGAGUUACAUUUUGGAGAAAAAUGGUUUCAUGGGAAACUAGCAAGGGGCAGAGAAGAAGCGGAAGAACUGUUACGACGCUAUUCGCAUCUUGGAGAUGGCACAUUUUUAGUUAGACAAUGUGUUACAUUCGUAGGUGAUUACUGCCUCUCCUUUUGGCGCAAAGGGAAGGUGAAUCAUUGCCGCAUUAAGCUGAAACAAGAAAUGGGACAGACGCAAUAUUAUCUUAUUGACACAAACUGCUUUGACAGUCUAUACAGUUUAAUUACGCAUUAUCGCACUCAUCCUUUAAGAAGUCAAGAGUUUUUAAUCACGCUUCAAGAGCCAGUUCCACAACCAAAUAAACAUGAAGAGAAAGAAUGGUGGCAUGCCGAGUGCACAAGAACUUUAGCCGAAGAAAUGUUAAAAUGCAUUCCUACGGAUGGCGCAUUUUUAGUAAGACCGAGUGAGAAAGAAAACAAUUCUUAUGCCAUAUCUUUUAGGGCAGAGAGAAAAAUUAAACAUUGCAGGAUUAAACUAGAAGGCCGUUUGUAUACUAUUGGUACUGUACAGUUUGAAAGUUUGGUUGAAUUAGUUAAUUAUUACGAAAGACAUCCGUUAUAUAAAAAAAUUAAACUGAGCCAUCCCGUAAAUAAGGAUGUCAUGAAAAGUAUGGAGUUGGAUGUAGACGACGGAUCUGUGUAUGGCAUCCCCGGCUAUAUGGACCCUUCAAGCUUCACAUCAAAAGUAACUGUAAAAGCUAUAUACGAUUACAAAGCAAGGAGAGAGGACGAAUUAACGUUAGUAAAGCAUGCUAUAAUAACAAAUGUACAUCGGCAAAGUGGUGGAUGGUGGCGUGGGGAUUAUGGGGGUAAAAAACAGCAUUGGUUUCCUGCGAAUUAUGUAGAGGAAAUAGAGCCACAGGAUAAUCAAGGAGAUUCGACAGAUUCUAUGAUGUUCGGUAGUCUACAAAAAGGUUCUUUGGACAUUAUGGGCGCUGUUGCCGAAUUAAGGGUAGGUGGAAAGCCUGGAUUAGAAUGGAUACUGAGAAUACAAAAUCCUAGCAUGUGCUCGGUGUUCGAAGUAGCAACAUCUUCCAAAGAAACAGCGCUAGAAUGGAUGGCUAGCAUUAAAGAAACUGCUCAAAAUGCUAGUGUCAGGGAAAAUCAACAUAAAGAAAUGGAACGGGCAUGGCGAAUAGCUAAAGAAAUGUCGAAUCUAAUAGUUUAUUGUAGGUCAGUUGCAUUUAAUUUAGAGAGAAUAAAAACUAAAGGUUUCAUAUUUAAUGAAAUGAGUAGCUUUCCUGAAACGAAAGCUGAGAAGCUUAUGUGUCAACAAGAAAACAAAUUUUUCGUGAAAUAUCAUCAGGUACAAUUUAGUAGAGUAUAUCCAAAAGGACAACGUAUCGACUCAUCAAAUUAUAAUCCUGUGCCUAUGUGGAACGCGGGAUGUCAAAUGGUAGCACUGAACUAUCAAACUGGCGACAAGUCAAUGCAACUUAAUCAGGCAAAAUUUAGAGAAAAUGGAAAUUGCGGUUACAUUUUAAAACCUGAGUUUAUGUUCAGGGAUGAAUUCAAUCCUUAUGAUAAAGAUUGUUUACACGGGGUAGAAUCGCUUAAAUUUUCAUUAAAAGUAAUUGGAGCGAGACAUUUAAUCAGAUCAGGAAGAGGUAUAGCUAGCCCUUUCGUCGAAAUUGAAAUAAUAGGAGCGGAUUUCGAUUCUGGUUCAAAACUGACAACGAGAACUAUAACUGACAAUGGGUAUAAUCCUAUGUGGAAUGAAUCUUGUGAGUUCGAGGUUUUUAAUCCGUACUUCGCAUUCAUACGAUUCGUCGUUCAAGAUGAAGAUAUGUUUGGUGACAGUAAUUUUAUUGGGCAAGCUACAUAUGCCGUUCGAUGCUUACGAUCGGGAUAUAGAAGCAUCCCAUUGCAAAACAAUUACAGCGAGGAUCUUGAACUCGCAUCCUUGUUGAUACAUCUUCGAAUUACGCCCUCAGGAACAAAUUCAUAAUCUAUAGAAACUAUCCCAAACUCUAUGUUAACUGCAAGUCACUUGCAUAUCAGGAUUAGACAAAGAUUAUUUAAUAUGAAUAAUACUGCAUGAAAUAUUUUAAUUAGAAUUUGAAACAAGUUAAAACAUUAUUAGAAAAGACUGGCUAUUUACGAGAACUCAAAUCGUCGAACUCAAAUCAGUGAUUAUACGGGAGAAUAUAAUUUUAUCUUGCACAUUAGAUAGUCUAGGAACGUUAUUGUUAUGUAUAUAAUGGGAGAAAAAUAAUAAUUGUUACAGUAUUGAAAAAAAUGGAUGUUAAACAGAGUUAAAAAAUGCAAUAUCUUUAAAGAAGUGACAUAUGACAGAGAUAUUUAUUAUGUAGGAGGAUUUCAAUCAAAUCUUCGGAACAUCCUUUUUUUUACUUUAAAAAUUUCAUAAAUCAAUUGCAUCAAACUAGAAUAAGUGUUAAAAAAAUAUCAAUGUGAUUUAGCAUAGAAUAAAACUUUUUAUGAAAAAUAAUAUAUCAAGCGUUUACAUGUCAAGGUGUGCCUUUAGUUAAAAGAAUAAACAGAUGCAACGAACAAUUUUUCAAGCUAUGAUAUAUUCUGAAUAUUUUAAUAUGCACAAUUGCAAUAAUAUUUUCAUACAAUUAGUGCUAUUUAUUUAUUACUGUAAUGAAAAAUAGUUUUAAAAUCGUGAUACAUAAAAAUAUAUUGAGAGGCUGAUUAAUAAGUAAUAGAAAUCACUACUUCUCAAAUAAAAUUUUAGACUUCACGCUACAUGAAAUGAAAUUUAAAUAGACUUAAAUAAUGCAUCAUAGAAUUACAUAUUUUCCACUAGAAUCGAAAAAUCGAGGACUGUUAAAUAGACUAACAUAAGAUUUUUACUAAACAUUACAUGACAAUAUUAUUUUUCAUUGAUCAUGCCCAUUUUUUGAAAUUAAAUCUUUUCUAUAGCUAUUCUUAAUUGUAUUGUUAUACAUGUAUAGUGAGAAAUAAUAUUAUUAUAAGCUAACUCUUCCAAAACUGUGCAACUGUUUGAUAUGAUUUUUUAUACACUUUAUUAUAUGCAUUACUUAUUAUCAUUAUAAUGAAUUUGUAUUUUGCUUCCUUAAUAUGUCAAUUUUAAUUUAUUCUAAUCGAGUCUUUCGCAUAAAAGUAUGUUAUAGUUGGGCCGACAUCCAGCUAAUGUGCCUUAAUUUUAUAAACAUUUACUUAAACAUAUUACGACACCGAUUGAUUACGUUUAUUUUUACUUACAUGUGAUUGAGAGGAUAAAAUGUUCUAACGCUGUAUGAAAAGUGUACGCAUAUGGAAAAUAAAUACAAAUAUAUUUAUUAGA
This is a messenger RNA of Ceratina calcarata, 4949 nucleotides long. It is a transcript of the gene sl, whose product is annotated as small wing phospholipase C gamma 1. Lineage: Eukaryota; Metazoa; Arthropoda; Insecta; Hymenoptera; Apidae. Gene Ontology annotation, biological process: phospholipid catabolic process; release of sequestered calcium ion into cytosol; positive regulation of epithelial cell migration. Gene Ontology annotation, molecular function: calcium ion binding; phosphatidylinositol-4,5-bisphosphate phospholipase C activity; protein binding. Gene Ontology annotation, cellular component: ruffle membrane. The transcript has 19 exons. Bases 57 to 3626 code for a protein of 1189 amino acids. The record is from RefSeq and is a predicted model, not a curated record.